Messenger RNA from Oryza brachyantha (malo sina), 1245 nucleotides. Its product is annotated as transcription factor SPEECHLESS-like. The transcript has 3 exons. Lineage: Eukaryota; Viridiplantae; Streptophyta; Magnoliopsida; Poales; Poaceae. Gene Ontology annotation, cellular component: nucleus. The record is from RefSeq and is a predicted model, not a curated record. Gene Ontology annotation, biological process: positive regulation of DNA-templated transcription; guard cell differentiation; stomatal complex development. The coding region runs from base 1 to 1203 and encodes 400 amino acids. Gene Ontology annotation, molecular function: protein dimerization activity; DNA-binding transcription factor activity.
AUGGCGGACGGCGGCCUGUGCGAGCUCUUCUCCGACGACCGCGAAGUACGGCACGUCGCGGACGCCGACCUGUUCCGCAUCCUCGAGACGUGGGAGGAGUGCAUCAGUGGAGCAGGCGGCGGCGGCGGCGGCGGCGCUGCUGCUGCUGCCGGAGGUGUCGAUGACCAGGGUGCGGCCGGCGCCGGCGCAGGUGGUGCAAGGACCGCCGCAAACGGCCGGCGGAGGGAGGGCCGUGACGAGGAGAAAGGCGGCGGCGGCGGUCCUCCAGCUCAGAAGAGGCAAAAGGGGUCGUCGUCUGCGACGUCGUCUCUGGCGGCGCCGCCGGCGGCGGCAUGGGAGAACGAGGGUGGCGCGGCGAAGAUGUCGCACAUCACGGUGGAGCGCAACCGGAGGAAGCAGAUGAACGAGCACCUCGCCGUGCUGCGCUCGCUCAUGCCAUGCUUCUACGUCAAGAGGGGAGACCAAGCGUCAAUCAUAGGAGGAGUGGUGGAUUACAUCAAGGAGCUGCAGCAAGUGCUGCGCUCGCUGGAGGCCAAGAAGAACAGGAAGGCCUACGCCGACCAGGUGCUCAGCCCGCGGCCUCCGCCGCCACCGGCGGCGGCGGCGGCCGCGCUCAUGAUGAAGUCAACGCCUCCGAUCAGCCCGCGGCUUGCCGUGCCGAUAAGCCCCCGGACGCCGACGCCGGGCAGCCCGUACAAGCAUCCAGCAGCUGGCGGCGGUGGAGUCCGCCCGCCGCACCCGGCCGCCGCGACGUCAUCGUCCUCGGCGGCUUACAGCAUGUCUCCGGCCAUGACGCCCACUUCGUCCUCGUCUACGACGACGACACACGAGCUCUCGCCGCAGCUGCCGGCGCCGCUGCCGCCGUUCCUGCCCAUCCUCGACAGCCUCGUCACCGAGCUCGCCGCCCGCGGCAGGGCGCCGUUCCUGGGCGCCCCCGCCAUCGCCGACGGCGGCGUCCUCGUCCCCGGCGUGAAGGUGGAGUUCGCCGGGCCGAACCUGGUGCUGAAGACGGUGUCGCACCGCGCGCCGGGCCAGGCGCUCAAGAUCAUCGCCGCCCUGGAGAGCCUCUCGCUCGAGAUUCUCCACGUCAGCAUCAGCACCGUCGACGACACCACCGUCCUCUCCUUCACCAUCAAGAUUGGGAUCGAAUGCGAGCUGAGCGCAGAGGAGCUGGUGCAAGAAAUUCAGCAAACCUUCUUGUGACGUACUUACAUAUAUAUGCGUACGUACGUACAAUGCAGUGAC